This is a messenger RNA of Megalops cyprinoides (Indo-Pacific tarpon), 1937 nucleotides long. Its product is annotated as transcriptional activator protein Pur-alpha-like. Gene Ontology annotation, molecular function: DNA-binding transcription factor activity, RNA polymerase II-specific; purine-rich negative regulatory element binding; RNA polymerase II transcription regulatory region sequence-specific DNA binding. The record is from RefSeq and is a predicted model, not a curated record. NCBI's taxonomy places the organism in Eukaryota, Metazoa, Chordata, Actinopteri, Elopiformes, Megalopidae. Bases 50 to 904 code for a protein of 284 amino acids. Gene Ontology annotation, biological process: regulation of transcription by RNA polymerase II. Gene Ontology annotation, cellular component: nucleus. The transcript has a single exon.
CUUACAACAGGCAGAGGGAGAGAAGGCAGGCAGGCGGGCAGGACGCAUCAUGGCGGACAGAGACAGUGGAAGUGAGCAGGGAGGAGCAGUCACAGGCCCGGGCGCCGGUUCCUUACACCCAGUGACAGGAGGGGCGGGUGCGGCUUCCGGACUGCAGCAUGAGACCCAAGAGCUCGCCUCCAAACGGGUUGACAUUCAGAACAAACGUUUCUACCUGGACGUUAAGCAGAACGCAAAGGGCCGCUUCCUGAAGAUAGCCGAGGUCGGGGCCGGAGGAAAUAAGAGCCGCCUCACUCUCUCCAUGUCCGUGGCUGUGGAGUUCCGAGAUUACCUGGGGGACUUCAUCGAACAUUAUGCCCAGUUAGGGCCUACCAAUCCGGACAUCGCGCAGGACGAACCCCGGCGAGCGCUAAAGAGCGAGUUCCUUGUGCGAGAGAAUCGGAAGUACUACAUGGAUCUGAAAGAGAACCAGAGAGGCCGGUUUCUGAGGAUUCGGCAGACCGUAAACCGGGGGCCCGGACUGGGAUCCACGCAAGGCCAGACCAUCGCUCUUCCUGCGCAGGGACUAAUCGAGUUUCGUGACGCUUUGGCCAAACUCAUCGACGACUACGGAGUGGAGGACGAGCCCGCAGAGUUACCGGAGGGCACAUCAUUGACUGUGGACAACAAGCGUUUCUUCUUCGACGUGGGUUCGAAUAAGUACGGGGUCUUCAUGAGGGUCAGCGAGGUGAAGCCGACGUACCGCAACUCCAUCACGGUACCGUACAAAGUUUGGUCCAAAUUCGGGAGUACCUUCUGUAAAUACGCGGAUGAAAUGAAAAAAAUCCAGGAGAGGCAGAGAGAGAGGAGGGUAUGCGAUCUGCAGCAAGAGCAGAUGCACGGCGACGACGGAGAGGAGGAUUGAUAACGGCAAAGGAGAUCGUGCAAAAAAAGUUAUAAUUAAAAAAAUGUUACUGUAAACAGAAAGAAACAUAGAAUUUAACUGUAACUGUUUAACUCCAAGGGAGCACCACCCACGAAUCCCUCACGGACUUACAGUUAUGACUUGAUGUCACUCAUCGCUGGAUGUUUACCUACUUAUCCACCAUUAAACAGUAAGCAGCUGCUAAAACCAAGUAAUAACAUUAUAUAUGAACUGUUUCCUACUUGAUUAAAAUGAUAAAGAAAGGAGUGUUUAUUUCCCUAAUUAACCAAGAACUUUUAUACGCGUUCAAGGUAUUAAAAUUGGUGCAAUGUUCAAAUUGAAAUAUUGCCGCGAUAUAUGAGAAAACAAGUCCUUUUCGUGUGAGCUAACAUUCGAAUUCAGCACAAAGCAGAUAUUUUGGAACACCUUUUUUAACCAAAACGUCAAACCUUUUUAAAAGAGGUGAUCAUACGAUACUUGCCACCCUAUUUAGCUGUGAGUAGAGACGUGUAUAUAGAAUAUAUAUAUGAGGGCUAGGCAUGCUGUCCGAGUUUUGUUUAAAUGUUAUGCAGCCGUCUGUGGAGUUCAAGGUACAUAGACAAAUUAACUAAAGUGCUAUGUAUGACAAUAUGCAUUGCAUCAGAUCCCUACACACAUUCAACUGGUCAGUGAACCGUACGUGUCGAAAUUAGUACAUUUAAACAGGCUUUUAAGAUUAAUUUCUCCAUUCUAUUUGUUGUUUUUUUAUUUGUUUGCCUUUGUUAUAGACGAAAAUGUCAUAGAGGGAGAGGGGUACGGUAUACCUUUGUGUCAGCUCGUCAUGAUAUGUGUACAAACGUGUUUGUUGUUUUGUUGCAAGACAGUGACAACAUGCAGCAAUGUCGAGGCUGGAGCACCAUCACCUACGCGUUGUUGUUAUAAUUAUUAUAACUGUUAAUCUUAUCGAUAUUGAACCCUGUAGGAUGAGGUCCAUUGGCAUUUUAUUUUUUUUUGGGAAAAUGGUUUGACGGGAAGUGCUAACUUAAAAAAAAAA